GAAGCUCUUCAACUACCUCAGAAGGCUGUUCUUGCCAAGAGCAACACAAGACCUGCUACAACUACAAACAGAACAAAAUCUUCCACCAGCAACAACAACACCGGAGAAAAUCCAACAGCCAAGCAUAGUAACCAUAAGCAAGUAAAUAGUAAUAGAAAAUCUUCCCUCCCCCGUUUGCCCCGACCCUCUGACUCGAGUGAUAUGGAUGACAUUUUUGGGAGUUUCGUGCAACCUGGAAUGCCUGGAGAUAUCGCCCUGCACAAAGAACUAGUCUAUGAAAUGGAGGCACUUCUCUCUACAGACCACAAUAAAGGAGUGUUUAAUACUAGUCCUGGCUCGAAUAUGGAUCAUAUGCAAAUAGAGACCUCCUCCUUUGAGGCUCAUACCCAUAGUGCCACGUCUUCAAGAUCAAGAGCAGCCGCUGAAAAACUCGAGCUCCUGGCGAUUUUGGCACGUGUGGCGACUCGACUGCAGUUGAGAGCGAUGUUGUUUUGCGAUUUGGAGAGGGUUAACGAUGUGAUGGACAACAUUCCUGCUUUUCCGACGCUGUGGGAAAUGCAGUGCAGUACCAAGCAGCAUAGGACUCCCUUUCACAUGGGGAAAGAUCGGAAUCAUCGAAAAAAGCAACACAUAGUAUACUUCACAG
Amoebophrya sp. A25 is the source of this 646-nucleotide messenger RNA. Lineage: Eukaryota; Dinophyceae; Syndiniales; Amoebophryaceae. The record is from the annotation of a GenBank genome assembly.